Messenger RNA from Magallana angulata, 5970 nucleotides. RefSeq names its product putative elongator complex protein 1. Gene Ontology annotation, molecular function: tRNA binding; protein binding. Gene Ontology annotation, biological process: tRNA wobble base 5-methoxycarbonylmethyl-2-thiouridinylation. The record is from RefSeq and is a predicted model, not a curated record. Bases 183 to 4154 code for a protein of 1323 amino acids. NCBI's taxonomy places the organism in Eukaryota, Metazoa, Mollusca, Bivalvia, Ostreida, Ostreidae. The transcript is spliced from 32 exons. Gene Ontology annotation, cellular component: cytosol; elongator holoenzyme complex.
AUUGAAACCUGAAGCGGUAGAGGGGGCGUUUCAAAACAGAUAAUCUGGACAUUUUCCAUAUUAGUAAAUGAACGUAUUUUGAGCACAAAUGUGUUUACUAUUAUUGAAAUAUCAAGCAAAAAGUGGUGGAAGCAAAAACUCGGGACAGUAUAAAACUGGUAUUUACAAGAAUCAACGUCAGAAUGCGGAAUCUGGAGUUACUCUCUGUAAGACAAGUGGAUGCUGGUGGAGAAUUUCAAGGAGCACAGUGUGUUUGUGUUGAUUAUGACUCGGGCAAUGUGUUUGCUGCCUCACCUGCUACUAUUGUAGGACUUUCUCCACAAAAUGAACAGGUUAUUGGUAGUGUCAGACUUGAUCAGUGUGAUGAGCUUCCACCAGAUGGAGUCAAUAAGAUCGUUGGGAUGGAGUUUCUCCCUGACCAGCAGUCUGUGUGUGUGGCCACAGAUACAGGGAGUGUGUUAUUGUGGAAUGUAGCGUCGGGAGUGAUAGAGAACGUUGGGGAUGUUGGUAGUGGCAUCAGGGCAAUGUCAUGGAGUCCGGAUCAGGAAAUUCUGGUUUUAGCGACAGGUCAAGACACCUUGAUUAUGAUGACAAGAGAAUUUGAUCCAAUUACUGAAAAAUCCAUUCACCCAGAUAGUUUUGGAGCAGAGGAAUUUGUGAAUGUUGGUUGGGGUAAGAAGGAGACACAAUUUCAUGGUUCACUGGGAAAAGAAGCAGCUAAACAGAAGAGUGAGGCGAUUCAAGCAGCUCUACCUUGGGAUGAUAAACAUCCCAGGAUAAGCUGGCGAGGAGAUGGACAAUACUUUGUUGUCAGUUCAAUAUGUCCAAAUACAGGUGCUAGAAAGCUUCGAGUUUGGAACAGAGAGUGUGGGCACCAGUCAACCAGUGAGAAUGUGGACGCCAUUGAGCAAGCACUUGCUUGGAGACCCUCUGGAAGUCUUAUUGCAUCAACCCAAAGAAAGCCCAAUAAACAUGACGUGGUUUUCUUUGAAAAGAAUGGCCUUCGUCAUGGAGAAUUUUCUUUGCCAUUUGGUGUUAAAGAUGUACAGGUAAAAGAACUACUGUGGAAUUCUGAUUCCACUGUAUUGGCCCUGUGGUGUGAAGACAUGGUAACAGAGGACUCAAAAGUUAAUCCCAAGUCAUAUAUUCAGCUAUGGAGUAUGAACAACUAUCAUUGGUACCUGAAACAAAGCAUCCCUUUUGAGGAGGACAGAGUUAGUUCCCUUACCUGGGACCCAGAACAUGUGUAUCGCCUUCAUGUUUUGUGUAGCAGUGGGAAAUACCUACAGUGUACCUGGCACUGGGCCACACACAGCAGUAACAACGCUCUCGUUGCGGUCAUUGACGGAAGUCGACUUUUGAUGACUCCUUUUCGACAGUUAGUGGUCCCUCCCCCAAUGUCUGCCUACUACCUACAGCUUCCUGCUCCUGUCAAUCUUGUGUCAUUUUGUUGUCAUGGAAACACAGAUGAUGUUCUUGUCUUGCUGGAUGAUGGAAGAGUGGCGGUGUACAGAUUUAAAGACAUUGACACCAAGGAGGAAAGUGUCAAACUAGACGGUGCUGGAGGCAAUAGUUUUCAGACAUGCUGUAAAACUCCAAAACUUGAAGGCAUCUUUAGGAUAACUGGCUUAUCUCAAACCUCACAGCUAUCUAAGCUGGUUCACCAUGUCAUUUGGUACAGCCCUGAGCAGGUUCUCCUUUGUUGCGUCGAUCCCCAAAGAUCCCAGCAUUCCACUCUGUACUCCUGUAAAUUCGAUGGAGAAAGUUUAGUUGUCAGAUCGCAGACACUGGUGGACGGUUCAGUCUACACGAUGAGUUGUGACCCUGAAUCUGAGGAUUCUGUUUUAGCUGUACAACUCACUGAUGGCUUUGUUCUGAAGUUUGAUAUUGGAUCUGAUUUGAUUAUGCCUUGGGAAUUGAGUUCUGGAGAGGAGUUGUCCUUCCCUAUACCAUGUCAACAGAUGGCCCUAUGUACUAUUGGAGAACAAAGAGUUGUGCUGGGGCUUACUAGUCGAUACAGGUUUUAUGUCAACAACACAGAGAUUUCUUCAAACUGUACCUCCUUCUGUGUACACAAAGAGUAUUUGCUGUUAACAACUUUGACUCACACAGUGCGGUGUAUUUGUAGGAAAACCAAAGUGGAAGUUUUACCUACAUUGUCGGAUGGGAAGGCCCACCCUUUUGAUGAGAGUAUUCGGCGUGUAGAGCGUGGUUCCAGAAUCGUCACAGUGGUUCCAGAUGACACCAAACUUGUCCUCCAAAUGCCUCGAGGAAACCUUGAGACCAUUCAUCCCCGCGCCCUUGUGCUAUCGGCUGUCAGGAGAAAUUUAGACGAGCUUAGAUUUUUAGAGGCCAUGACAGCAAUGAGGAGACACCGAAUCAACAUGAACCUGAUUUAUGACCACAAUCCCGAUAAGUUCCUGACCAAUGUCCAACUCUUUGUGCAGCAGAUAAACAACGUCAGCCAUAUUAAUCUCUUCCUGACGGACUUGCAGGAAGAAGAUGUAACAUGUACAAUGUACACAGCAGCCUAUAAUCGGUCACCCGUGACUGAAGAUUCGGAGCAGACAAACAAAGUGGACACAGUGUGUGAUGCCUUGAGAAAGGCCCUCCUUCAGGAGGAUGAAAACAAGUACAUAUUAUGCAUCCUGACCUCCUAUGUGAAGAAAUCAACACCUGAACUGGAAGAGGCCUUACUGCUGGUCAGAUCUCUCAGAGAUAACCCCAAUAAGAAUGCUGUGAUAAGCCCCGCGGAUGCAUUGAAGUACCUCCUAUUUUUGGUGGAUGUCAACGAAAUGUUUGAUGUGGCACUAGGAACUUAUGAUUUUGAUUUGGUGCUUAUGGUGGCUGAAAAAUCACAGAAGGAUCCAAAAGAGUACAUCCCAUUCCUGAACAGUCUGAGGAGAUUGGAGGGAUCCUAUCAACACUACACAAUAGACAAAUAUUUAAAGAGAUACUCGAGAGCUCUUCAGAAUAUCAGCAAAUGUCCUGAUCAUUUUGAUGAAUGUCUGACUUUAAUCAGCGAUCAUCAUCUGUAUAAGGAAGCCCUUCCCCUGUUCACUCUCGGAUCAGACAAAUACAAGGAGAUUGCAAAACUUUAUGGAAAAUAUUUGAUUGAGAAAAAGAAACCAGAGGAAGCAGGUCUAGUGUAUGUGAAGGCUGAAGAAUGGCAACUAGCUUUGGAUGCAUUCAAGUCCUGCAGCAACUGGAGGCAGGCCUUCUGUAUGGCUGCAAAAUUAAAGUACAAUAGGGAGAAUGAGGUGGAUUUGGGACAAAAAUUAGCCAAUCAAUUGAGGAACAACAAGAGAUAUAUGGAUGCAGCCAUUGUUUUAGAGGAGUAUGCCAAUGAUACUGAGGAAGCCAUUGUUUGUCUUAUUGAGGGGUGCCACUGGGAGGAGGCCCUCAGAAGGAUGUACAAACACACUAGAAUGGACUUCAUUGAAACAAACCUAAAGCCAGCAAUGGUGGAGAAUUAUGAAAGUCUAAUGGAAUCUCUGGAGACAAUGCGGGUAGAUUUUGAUAAAUACAGAAAAAGGUUAAAGGUUGUAAGGGAGGAGAAAGAAAGAGAAAGGCUGGAGUUUCAAGAGAGUGGUGCCAUUAAUGAUGCCGAUGCUGACCUGUUUUCUGACGCCAGCAGUGCCACAGGGGAGAGCAUCCAGUCCUCCAAGCACUCCAGCUCCCAGUCCUCUGCAUAUAGCCGCUCCACAGGUCGAACAUCAAGAAAUAGAAGGAAAGCAGAGCAGAAAAAGUGGAAGCUGAAGGAGGGCAGCCCCUACGAGGACUUCGCUCUGAUCGCUGCAUUGUCCAAGAUAAUCACUGCAGUUGAUAUCAUGAGAGAUGAAGUCCGUGGACUUGUAAAAGUUAUGAUUCAGUUUAAUAGUGAUAAAGAGGCAAGCAAAUUGCAAGAGACAUUUGGAGGCUUUUUAAGUUUGAUUGACACUUCUAUUCCUUCAAUAUGGAUGGAUGAUUCAGAGGAGGGGGAGGAGUCAGUGGUGCUUGGCCCGCAUGCUACAGCAAACACCAUAGCUCAAGCAGUACAGAGAGGGCAGAAUCUAACGACAAAAGAAAAACUAGAUCCUAUCAUUAAAAAUGCACCAACAUUACACAAAGACAUUAAAUGGAAAUUAAGUAUGCUUGAGGGGGCCAAAUCUUGAAAGAAUUGACGUACACAUGUUAUCUUAACAAUUAAAGAAUGUUAGCGCCAUGUUUUUGUUUGUUUUGUUUUUAAUUAUUACUUAUAUAACACAUGUACAUGAAUUGCAUUCAUAAUUUGUCUUUUUAUCAUUUAGUUUCAUAUUACAUCUUCUGCAGUACUGUAUGUACAGGAAAAUAUUUGCCCCCGUUUUAUGUUUGCCCUAGUUGGCAAGCGAAUUAAGACUGGGUGUAUUCCAUUUCUCAAAUUAUUAUUUUUAAUACAAGUUGUGUCUGGGCAAAUUCAAGACGGAAAUGAAACCGUUUGCAAGUGUAAUAGGGCAAAAUUAACAUAGGGUGAAAAUAACCCUGCAUAUAGUAUAUGAUUUAUAGUAUGUUUUGUUUAAUUAACGUUGUGAGAUUUCAAGUGCCCAAGAAAUGUGUUGAUGCUUUCUAACGUGCAGUUCAUCAAAUUUAUAUGGGCAGUAAGAAUUUAGAUAAUUUCAUAAAGUUUAUUAGUAAAAAUAAUUUUUCACAAAGCAAAGAGAUCUAUUCAUUUUUUAUGUCAAUAUUUUAAUUUAGUGCAUUAUUCCAUAAAGCUGACAUGAAUUCUUAAUUUAUUUGGUCGCCAUAUUAGUUUCGAUUGCUCCUCAACUGCAACUGGGGUAUAUUGUCGAUAAAGUUAUUGUCGGUUGCUUUGUGAUCAAGGCUUUUAGAUUGCACAGACUUCUAAAUGUAUGAACAACACAUUGUAGAAAUAUAAGAAAAAUGAAUGUAUUUAUGAAUUCCUAUCAGUUUUAAGUAGCUAAAACAAAAGAGAAAAGCAAUGAUACAUGUGCAUAAACAUUUAUUGUCACUAAGCACUCUUGCAUGAUUGACAUAUAACAACAAAUGUAAAUGUUUUAAAAAGAGCAUCAAUUUUUUUCAAAACAAAUCAAAAUGAAAGAUAAAAUCAAAAGAGCCAAAAAAUGAAAGACAUUUUGUGAGAUGUUUGUCUGUUCGAAGAAAGCAAUAAGCUUACAAACACACACAAACUUUUUACAGCAUAUAUUUUAUGGUUAUUAAAUCAAAAUUUUAAAAAAGAUGGCACUCAGACCAUUAAAAUUUGUUCAAGACAUUUGUAAACAAAAACUAUUGAAUAUUUCUUAAAACGAUAAAAUUACACCAAAAUAGGUGUAAAACAAUAUUUUCUCCAGUUUUAACAAUUCACAGCAAUAAAUAUAAUGUAAAAGUAAAGAUUCAACAGAUAAUACUGAAAAUGUUAAAAAAAAUAAUGAAACUAUCACAGCAAUAACAAGCAUAAAAACAAUUAAGGGUUUAAUCAACUUAUAAUUUUCCCCAUAGGAAAUUUACCUCCAUAAAUCCAUUAAUGGUACAUUUGUAUUAUGAAGUAAAAAUAUAUUUGUCAUAAAACAUUUAAAAAUAAUAGUAAUACAUUGAGCACUUCAAAAUACAAAAUGGAAUACUGAUAGACACUAUCAUGUUUUGUUAAAGAAUACAUCGAUAUUAAAAAAUACUGUAUUGUGCAAAUAGGCUUUGUUCAUACACACUAAUCAAUGAAUAGAGCUUCUGAAUUUAAUCCAAAAUGUUUUCUCUACUACUGUAAUCUUACUAAUCUAAUCAUAUGCAACAGCUUUCCAUCUGAUGUGCUGCUGCUGUGACUCUAGACUAGACUAGCACCAAACCAGUGUUGGUAAAAAAAAAUCCCAUUAACCAAAUAUAUUGCAUUAAUAAAUAAAUACAAUAAUUACAAUAUCUAAGACUGCAAAUAUAUGUUAUGAGAGAUAAAAUUUUGAGAUGUGAUGAUAUUUUUAAACAAAUAAACCUUUUAAACAUCAA